Molecule: messenger RNA, 4745 nt
Organism: Anopheles gambiae (African malaria mosquito)
Lineage: Eukaryota; Metazoa; Arthropoda; Insecta; Diptera; Culicidae
Product: sodium channel protein Nach
Exons: 6
Coding region: 3147-4226 (359 amino acids)
Biological process (GO): sodium ion transmembrane transport
Cellular component (GO): membrane
Molecular function (GO): ligand-gated sodium channel activity
Source: RefSeq, a predicted model, not a curated record
UUGGGUUUCAUGAAUCUUUCGUUGAGAUUCGUUCAUAUGAAUUUUCAGUGAUGAGUGAUUCGAAUCUCGAGUCGAAUCUCCAGCAACUCAUGAAUCUCUAAAGAUUCGCGAAUCUCCAAGGAUUCAUGAAUCUCUUAAGAUUCAUGGAUCUAUAAGAUUCAUAAAUCCAUUAAAAUCCAAAUGAAUCCUUAGAGAUAUUCAUGAAUCUUUAGAGAUGUAUGAUUUCCAAAAUACAGAAUUUGCCCAAUCCCAUCUAAAAUUUGCCAGUUGUCGGUUGAAGCCUCGCAUGGACCGUCUACCCGUAGCAAAACAAACUAUCAAAAACAAAGCCUGUAUAGGCUGGCAUGACCACGUAGGUUGUUACGCUAAGAAGAAGAACAAUAAAAAGCUCAAGCUUUUUGAUUCUUUAGAGAUUCAUGAGUCUUUCGAGAUUACUGAAUCUGUUGAGUUUAAUGAAUUUUUCCAUAUUCAUGAAUCCUUGAAGAUUCACGAAUCUUUGAAAUUCAUGAAUCAUUCCAACCGAGAUUCAGAUUCAUUGAAUCACUCCAAAGAUUGAUUCAGAUUCAUGAAUCUGAAUCUGAUUUACCCAAUACUAGUUCCAAUGACUCACUCGUUAUGCGGGAGACUCUUUUUCAUACAAUUUGUAUGAAAAGUGAAAUAAUUGGUUCCCGGUGAUGAAAAGUGGCAAUAGUAAUGCAUUGAUCAAUUCUUAGUAUCGAAAUUCUCGCCUUCAGCUGAAGCAAAAAGAUCAAGAAUGCAAGCAAGUCUCCAAUAUUGUCGAGACCCCAAAGAGAGCCUCCAAUAUUAUCAAAUAAGAAGGACGGAAAUGGAGCAAUUAAACUGAAGACAUUACCUAACUUACUCCACCUAUCGAUAAGCGCUGCAAAACUCCCAGCUCCCCUAUCUGUUCUGAAAAGAGUUAUCUGGACGUGAAGUGAACGUGCCCAUGGUUCACCUCGGAUUUUUUCGAUUUUUGUAUGACUUCGUGAGCUUUGGAAUUGUAGUGGGCGUUAAUAGGGCCAAUCAUGUGAGUCAAACGUAAAAGUGUCAAACAAAACCACCCUAUACUAACGGACACAAAAUUUGUAUUGUACAAACUUUUGAGUGAUUUCUUAUUUUUUUCGGAUCGUAAUAGAAAAUCAGCAAUUUUGACACUUUUCUCUAACACUCAAGUCGCAAAUACAUUGGCCCUAAAGUUUCGGUUUGUUUGGAAUGGGUUUAUUUGACACUAUUCGGCCCCAAAAUGUGUCACCUACCUUAGGUCGAAAAUACACGAACCUGAAUUUCGCGGGCGCGUAAUUCCACCUUUCGCCCAACAACGCGUCAUUCAAAUUACGCUAAUGGUUUCGGAACGCAUUGCCUACUUAGCUCGAGGACCGACGCUACCUUAUCUAAUAUUGAUGUAAUAUUCUGAUGAUAUUGAAAUUAACUCUUCUAGUUGCCAUGAUUGUUAGCCUUCAUGUAUAUUACCAAAAAUACGUUCUUGAAGCCUUAUGAGCUAAAAAACGCUUUGCCGUUCAUCUUGUAAACAUGAUGUAUUGUUUAAUUUUUUUUUUAUUAAAUUAUUUAAUGUACACUUUUUGAUGCCAACAGAACUGUAUCAAAGCUAUUCUCUUUCAUGGAAAAGCACAUGUAUAAUUCUUGACGAUGAUGGAAUCAAUUUAUUAAAGAUACAAAACCUCUUUCGGUCCUAGCCUCGGCGGGACGUAUACUAAAGUUGAAAAGAUACAGAGGCGGUUUUUAUGACCCCUGCCAAAACAGAGUGUCUCUCGCAAUGCGUAAGCUCUAGCAGUUUGGUUAUCAAUGCUUUUUAUCAUUGAAGCGCAAAAGAUUAAAUCAAUGUCCCCUAUAUUCGACGAGCUAAAUGGCCAUUUAAUCAGUGGUUGUCAAGAACGAAAUAGGGUAGAUUUAUAACAGUUAAUCGUAUAAUGUUUUCUAGAAAUUAUCAGAUUUUGUUCUAUAAAAGCCUUUUAUGCAACGGCUAUCAUAAACCAAUCAUUUGACUGUGAUAUAAAAGAAUCAAUAACUUUCUAUUCCCAGCAAGCAAAAUUAUUCAACACAUUUUUUUGCUGAUGCUUUUAUGAACUGUUAGUUAAGAUGCCGACCUCUGACAUGAGCAAUUUUUGCUUCAAUUUUACAAGCCACAAGCUGUUACUACUUUCAUAAGUAUUCCAGAUUUGAGAGCAGAUGCACACGCGCCUUCAAUAAACAUGUAUAAUCAAAGAAAUCUUUCUAAAAGUUUCCGAUGGCAAAAGGAAAAGCCAUCUUUGCAGCACAACCAAUUACACCCGGCAGUCAACCAUAACGUUAAAGCAGUUUAUGUCGAAAAGUGGUUUGUAAGGUAUACUAUACAAAAAAGAUUAGUUAGUUUUUUAGUACGCAUUUAUAAUAAUUUAUCCUACAGUUGCAAUGGUGUUUAAAACAAUCACGGGUAUAGAUUUAACAGAUAGAGUAUCAGAUUGAUUUUGCGAAUUAGGUAAAGGUAAAUUAAAAGGCGUAUUGCUGAUUUAUCUCUUUAAACAAAUGUACCGUGGUAUCAUCAUUCAAUCGUUUGAAAAACUCUAUAGCAUUUAACUAUUGCCUAUUAGGUGUAGCUCUCGUACGGUCGUAAAUCAUCCCCGACCUAUGGGUCAGGCCAGACAUCAGACUCGAUUUUCUCGUGCAUUAUCAGACUUAACUCAGUGAAGCCAAUUUUCUUUAUUGCACAUAUUUCCAGACUACAUCGGAUGGUGGUUUUAUCCAGCCUGAGCUUUGUGAUAUACGGUUCAGUGUGGAACUUGCUUAGUAACUACUUGCAUAAUCCACUCACUUUUUACGUGGAUACGGCACAGUAAGUAAGACAAUAUAAAGCAUAAGUAAUGCAUCGCAAGCGAGUUUUUAUAUGACGAGUGAGUCACUGGGAGACAUGUAUCUCGUUAGACUAGGGUACACUAUACUGUUGUUUGAUUUCCCUUCCCUAGUCCUCCAUGAAGUAAAAAAAAAAUCAAAUAAAAUGAAAUCAUCAGAUCUGCCAAAACUCGCCUUGUUAGUGAAAAGGACAAAAAACAGAGGAUACGUUAUUUUCUCCCCCUAAUAGCUUGCAUUGGAACACAACAUUUCCAACUGUUACACUCUGCCAGGUGGUUAAUGGUGAAACAGUGGUAAAAAUGGCAGACGAAUACUUUGGCGUAAAUCGUGACCCAAUUAUUGACAGUCUCAUCAUUGAUAUCGCAUUUUACGGGGGUACAUGCUAUUCCUGUGAAGAGUGUCACUCAAGUACAUCGCACAACACGUCGGUGAACUGUGCUGCUUUACAAAAUUUCACCGAAAUAGUACGCCGUCAUCGGGCCCCCUGCGAAGAGCUAGUCAUCGACUGCCACUGGCAAAGGGUGUCGUUUGAUUGCUGCCGAUUGUUUCGUCCGCUCGAUACAGAAUUUGGGCGUUGUUUUAGUGUGAAUACGGCAAACCACCAUGAUCUAUCUGGGCCACCUUCUCGGCGACUCACGAGCAAUCGUGAAACGGGUCCAGGUUGGAUAGGAUUUCGAGUACUGGAGGACGUUCAGCUCUAUCUGCACGAUGAAUACAGCGUACCACAUGCAUAUGUCGAUCGCUCACUGCGGGAAACUGUGCUGUGGGGCAUGCGUAAGGAGAUCGUGGUACGUGUGAUAGAGAUGGAAAACAAAGAAACGGUGCACGAUCUGCCGAUUUGGCGUCGCAAUUGUCGUUUCCCUUGGGAAACUGUCGAUAAAGAUUAUCAACUGUACCGCCACUACAGUUUCUCCACGUGUUCUAUGGAGUGUUUCUGGAAAACACAACACCAGCUUUGUAACUGUACGCAUCACUUAAUGCCACAACUUCUAAAUCCUCCAGGAAUCGAAACACUUGAAUCUCAAAUGUGUUCCUUCGAAGGGCUCACCUGCCUCACCGAACAUUCGGCGGAAAUUGCUCAGGCUCGUAAACAAUGUGACUGCCUAUCAUCCUGCGUUGAAUCAGAGUACUUCGUGGUACACAAAUCUGAAGAUUUCUUUGCGGAAAAUGAAGAGGAGGAAGGCUUGGUUAUAGUUCGACUUUUAUCGUUACCUUACGAAAGAUUCGUGCGCAACAUUGUCAAGACGGAAAUGGAUCUGUUCAUUGCGUUCGGCGGUUUGAUUGGACUAUUCUACGGAUGGUCGCUUCUGACAACUAUAGAUUUUCUUAUAACGGUUUGUCACCUCGUCAUCCGGUUCAUCAGCUCCAUCUUUAACUAAUAGUUUGUGAUAGUGAGAUAUGAUAGGCAAGUCAAAAUUGUAAGGAAAUUGUGUAAGAAAGUUUUGAUAGAGUUCUCAUAAAGCUCAUAUCCAAUGAAAAAACCCCUUGUAAAUAGCAACUCUCAAUAUAAUUUUAUUUAGUUUGCAGCACUGCAAUUCAGAGCACUUGACGCAUUUGAAUACUGUAGCUAGAGUUUUGAAUACUGUAAUAGAGGCUUGGGUGUAAUGUUAUUCAUUCAAUUCCAAGUCCAUGUCGAAUUAGUGGUGGCACUGUGCGGGAUCGAUUCCGUAGCAAAGAUGAAGUAUCGGGUUGGGUGCUCAUAAGUCUUGGAAGUAUGUUUGGGCCGGUAUGACCGAAUAUAUCCUUCCGUCUAGGUAAAAUACAUUUUUCAUAAGGAUUACGAUGGUCGAUCCGAAGAUAAUCACUGAUUGUACAUGAUUGCGAGAGCGAAUAUUACUUUGUCUAUGAAAAUGUAUGGAUAAUACACACGUGGAUCCGACAACUGGACAAUCUAGUAU